AUGACUAUCCGGGCCAUCGACGUGGCCGCGUGGGGAGCCCGACAUCAGGCCCUGGCGCAGGAGCGACUCGUCCUCUUCGAGCAGCUUGCCAACCGAUCGCUCGACCAAGCAGCCCGCAUUGACGACUUGACAGCCGAGGUCUCGGCGCUCCAGCACCAGCUUGCAACGUGUGCGCCUCGCUUUACACCGCUGCCUCUCGCCCCGCUCCCCCUAGCGCUUCACAACACGUCGCAACCGACAGAACCCAUGCCUCUGUGCCUCGACACGACGCAUCUGGUCGAAGACGCGAUUGCAUUAAGCCUUGUGCUGACCGGCAUUUGCUUCCUUGUGGCCGCCAUGCAGCGCCAUUGGCGUCCGCGCCCUGUUGCCGUCGCCCGCGAACGCUGCCACCGCGAACGCCAUCGUCACUGCGUCCAGCUACAUCUCAAGCACGCGGCGCUGCACAUUCGCAACCGCAGCCGCGUCGACCUCGAUCUGACCGGCUGCGUCGUGCAAACGCGCGACGACCUUGACGGCUACGUCCUCCGCUUUGCAUUUCCGUCGGGCUUCCUCCUCGCGGCUGCGACCUCGGUGGGGCUCUGCGAUGCGCACUUGCAGCGGCGGUGUAAAGGCGCGCCAUUGGACUCGCGCACGAGUCCGUGGCUGCAGUGGACGACGCGCGAUACGUGGCUGGCGGCGGCGCAGGCCAUUUCGCUCUGGGACGCGCAGGAACAUUGCGUGGCGGAGCUCGAGCUCUCACCACGAGUGCGAUCACGCGGAUGA
Messenger RNA from Saprolegnia diclina VS20, 762 nucleotides. RefSeq lists its product as hypothetical. Lineage: Eukaryota; Oomycota; Saprolegniomycetes; Saprolegniales; Saprolegniaceae. The record is from RefSeq and is a predicted model, not a curated record. Bases 1 to 762 code for a protein of 253 amino acids. The transcript has 5 exons.